Molecule: messenger RNA, 876 nt
Organism: Sorex fumeus (smoky shrew)
Lineage: Eukaryota; Metazoa; Chordata; Mammalia; Eulipotyphla; Soricidae
Gene: CEBPE
Product: CCAAT enhancer binding protein epsilon
Exons: 2
Coding region: 1-846 (281 amino acids)
Biological process (GO): myeloid cell differentiation; regulation of transcription by RNA polymerase II; DNA-templated transcription
Molecular function (GO): RNA polymerase II cis-regulatory region sequence-specific DNA binding; DNA-binding transcription factor activity, RNA polymerase II-specific
Source: RefSeq, a predicted model, not a curated record
AUGUCCCACGGGACCUACUACGAGUGUGAGCCCCGGGCUGGCCAGCAGCCGCUCGAGUUCUCGGGGGGCCGCUCGGCGCCCGGGGAGCUGGGGGACAUGUGCGAGCACGAGGCGUCCAUCGACCUGUCUGCCUACAUCGAGUCGGGCGAAGAGCAGCUGCUGUCCGACCUCUUCGCGGUGAAGCCAGCCCAGGAGAGCCGCGGCCUCAAGGGUCCCGGCGCCCCGGCCUUCCCCCACUACCUGGCGCCAGACCCCCGGCCCUACGCCUACCCGCCGCACACCUUCGGACCCGACCGCAAGGCCUUAGGGCCGGGCAUCUACAGCAGCCCCGGGAGCUAUGACCCGCGGGCCGUGGCCGUGAAGGAGGAGCCCCGGGCCCCGGAGGGCAGCCGCGGGGCUGCACGGGGCAGCUACAACCCUCUGCAGUACCAGGCAGCUCACUGCGGACAGACAGCCAUGCACCUGCCGCCUGCGUUGGCGCCGCCCAGCCAGCCCCUGCGCGUGCUCAAGGCCCCUUUGUCCGCGUCGGGCGCCCCAUGCAGCCCCCUCCUCAAGGCGCCCUCCCCGGCCGCCCCCGCACACAAGGGCAAGAAGGCAGUGAACAAGGACAGCCUGGAGUACCGGCUGCGGCGCGAGCGCAACAACAUCGCCGUGCGCAAGAGCCGCGACAAGGCCAAGAGGCGCAUCCUGGAGACGCAGCAGAAGGUGCUGGAGUACAUGGCCGAGAAUGAGCGUCUGCGCAGCCGCGUGGAGCAGCUCACGCAGGAGCUGGACACGCUCCGCAACCUCUUCCGCCAGAUCCCCGAGGCCGCCAACCUCAUCAAGGGCGUCGGGGGCUGCAGUUGAGGGGGCCUCCUGGGGCGCCCCACUCAGCUG